AUUCUCCAGGGUUUCUUCACUUCCACGGGCUUCCCAUCUCUCAUUUCUCUAGCUUCUAACUGCAAUGGUAUCUGGUUCUUCAUUUUGUCAUAUGCAAAAGUUCAGAAGUUCCUCUUCACUAAGGAGUCCUCAGGAGCAGGGGAAACUCACCUAACUAGACUGGAGGAUAAUUCCACUUUUAGCUUUGCCAUGGUAUGGAAACUUGUCCUCUGAAUCUUUAUGUGUUGUAGCAACUCACAGGCAUUCCUAUGAUGUGGCUGCUUUUAACAACAACCUAUUUGAUUUGUGGAAUUUUAAAUGCUUGUGGCCUCUUUAAUUUUGAAAAAGAAGCAAAUCCUGAAGUGUGGAUGAAUAUCAGUGAAAUCAUCACCUACAAUGGCUACCCCAGUGAGGAGUACGAAGUCACCACUCAGGAUGGGUACAUACUCAGCGUCAACAGAAUUCCCCACGGACGAAGAGACACUAGCAGCACAGGUGUCCGGCCAGUUGUAUACUUGCAGCAUGCCCUGUUCACAGACAAUGCCGCCUGGCUUGAGAAUUAUGCCAAUGGCAGCCUGGGAUUCCUUCUAGCAGAUGCAGGUUAUGACGUAUGGAUGGGAAACAGUCGGGGGAACACUUGGUCAAGAAGACACAAAACACUCUCAGUGAAUGAUGAGGAAUUCUGGGCCUUUAGCUUUGAUGAAAUGGCCAAAUAUGAUCUCCCAGGAAUAAUAGACUUCAUUGUAAAUAAAACCGGUCAGGAGAAAUUGUAUUUUGUCGGACAUUCCCUUGGUACCACAAUAGGGUUUGCAGCCUUUGCCACCAUGCCUGAACUGGCACAAAGAAUCAAAAUGAACUUUGCCUUGGGUCCUACGAUCUCAUUCAAAUACCCUACGGGCAUUUUUACCAGUUUUUUCCUACUUCCAAGUUCCACAAUCAAGAGGAUUUUUGGUACCAAAGGUUUCUUUUUAGGAGAUAAAUUAAGGAAGUCACCUUCUACCAAAAUCUGCAACAAUAAAAUAUUAGGGGUCAUAUGCAGUGAAUUUCUGUCCUUAUGGGCUGGAUUCAACAAGAAAAAUAUGAAUGCGAGCCGAAUGGACGUGUAUAUGUCCCACGCUCCCACUGGAUCAUCAGUACAGAACAUCCUGCAUAUAAAACAGCUUUACCGAUCUGAUGAAUUCAGAGCUUAUGACUGGGGAAGUGAAGCUGAGAACAUGCGUCACUACAAUCAGAGUCGUCCCCCACUAUAUGACAUGACUGCCAUGAAAGUACCUACUGCUAUUUGGAUUGGUGGAAACGAUGUCCUUGUAACGCCCUGGGAUGUGGCCAGGAUACUCCCUCAAAUCAGGAAUCUCUGUUACUUCAACCUAUUGCCAGAUUGGAACCACAUUGAUUUCAUCUGGGGCCUUGAUGCCCCUCAACGGGUGUACAGUAAAAUCAUAGAUUUGAUGAAGUCAUAUCCUUAACUGCAAUACAGCUACUUUUCAGUUAAAAGUCGCUUCCAAGACCAUAAGAGGCUUUGGAGAAAAUACUAAUCAGCAAUGAGGACUACUCCAGCAUCCUUCACCUUGUUGCUGUUGCUGAGGUGUUCCCUGAUCAUGUCAUCCCAGCUAGGAAUUAUUUCAACUGUACUGCUCUUUCUCUAAGAAAUAUCCACAUAUGAAAUUUCAGAAUCUCUCCCUCUCAGUCAGGGUUAGGUCCAUUUUUUCAUCUAAGAAGUCCUAGGAAACUCUUCUCUGCUAGUGGUACACUUUAGGGAGGAGUUAAAACAAGCCUUUCUCUUUCUUAUUUCAAAUAUGUUAUAGUGGCUUCAUAUAAAUGAUACUCAUUUCCCACCCCCUUUUUCAAAGGAUUGAAUAUAAGCAUAGGAGUGCUGGCCUAGAAAAACCUGGUCAAGGGAGUCGUUUGGCAAUAUAUUUCGGUUGGUUGUAAUCUUGUGGCUUUCUUGAAAUCACAAUUAGGGCAAUAGUCAUAUGGUCAUCUAUAGACGAGCCAUGAAAUAAGCCUGACUCACAUCAAGCAUGAAAAAAAUAUAGAAAACUAACCACAUUUAACUAUUCCAGGAGUUUGUUUUACUGUUACAAGUUGGGGAGGGGGAGCAUAAAAUUGGGAAUGACUAGGAUAAACUGAAUUCCUAGUUAUUGAAAUUAUUAACUAUAGACCACUGUCUUUAAAGCAAGGUUAAAUUAAACAAAACUUUCUGAAAAUAGUGUAUUAGAGCUCAUUGACAGUAGGCAAUAAUCUUAAGUUAUAACACAUGAGAGAUUAUUCUCUCUGGUUUUGCUUUAAAGAUAAACUAAACUGAUCAGCCAGGAGGUCUUCCUUAUCAAAGUAGAAUUUAUACUACUGCAUUUGUACCCUGUCAGGUUUAAAGCAGCUUCCAGAAAGCCUAAUUUAGGACCAGCAAGAGAGGCACUAGGAAUUCCAAAGUCUUGCUUUAUUUCAGUCUCUAAAUGGCGCCAGACAGUGAUUCUAGGAUUUAGUACAGAGUUCCAAAAGUAGCGUGAAGUUUUAGUGUCACUUUUGUAUUCCUGAAUGGUGUGAACUUGGAAAUGACCUUUACCUUCUAUGAAGAUGUAAUUAUUGGAAAACUGUUUAUGAACCUCAAGAAAUCAUAAAUAAAUAAUGCAUAUACAUA
Molecule: messenger RNA, 2617 nt
Organism: Hippopotamus amphibius kiboko
Lineage: Eukaryota; Metazoa; Chordata; Mammalia; Artiodactyla; Hippopotamidae
Gene: LIPN
Product: lipase family member N
Exons: 11
Coding region: 249-1445 (398 amino acids)
Biological process (GO): lipid metabolic process
Molecular function (GO): hydrolase activity, acting on ester bonds
Source: RefSeq, a predicted model, not a curated record